CGGAGCUUGGAGAACUGUAACAUUCCGCGCAUGCGUCGUCAGACCAACAUGUCUGUAUCCGCUUUCACAGACGCAUGGACGGUGUGAUUUUCAGCCUAGUGUACCUUUGAAUAUAAAUAUUGUCGAAUUGGAAUUAUUAUAAGCUUUUAGAUGUUACAGUCGUCCAGGAAUCUACAGUAGGAUUGCAACUGAAAUAUAAACGCAUAUAAUUAUUCGGCAGAUUUGCAUGAUGUCAGAUGUGGAGGAGGGGUCUUUAGAAGAGAAGGAGGAGCCUCUGGGAGAGAGGGAGGAGCCUCUAGAACAAGAAGGCGGGGCCGAAUAUGAAGUGGGCGGGGUUACAGAAGUGUCCAACGAGACAGCCAUGGACCAAGAAUUGGGAGACGAGAGCGUGGAAGAGAAGAAACCUCGGAAGGUGGUGGUUCCUGGUGUGGUUUAUCUGGGUCACAUCCCCCCUAGAAUGAGACCCAAACACGUCCGGAACAUGCUGGGGGUCCACGGGGAGAUAGGCAGGAUAUUCCUGCAGGCGGAGGACCACUCUAUCCGCAAGAAGAAGAAGAAGGCUGGCUGCAAUGCCAAGAGCUUCACAGAGGGCUGGGUGGAGUUCCGGGACAAACGCGUGGCCAAGAACGUCGCUGCCAGCCUCCACAACACGCCCAUGGGCGCCCGCAAGAGGAGCCGUUUCCACGACGACCUCUGGAACAUCAAGUACCUGCACCGGUUCAAGUGGGCUCAUCUGAGCGAGCGGCUGGCUUACGAGAAGACGGUCCGGCAGCAGAGGAUGAGAGUGGAGAUCUCCCAGGCCAAGAGAGAGACCAACUUCUACCUGGACAACGUGGAGAAGAGUCGGGACCUGGCGAGACUGCGGCAGAGGAAGUCUCAGAGCGGACAGCCCUUCCAGGAGCCCAGCUGGGGCUUCACACAGAGGCAGACCGAGGAGGAGAUCCAGAGAGGCAAGCAGAGCCGCGGGCCACAGGGGCCACUGGACAAGAGCCAGAGGAGGCAGGUUCGAAAAGCCAUGGCCAGAACGCAGGAGAUCGAGAAGAAAUCACAGUCAAAUGUCUCCCUGCUGGCGAAGAUCUUCAACGCCAGAGGCAAGCAGGAUUGAGACCAGGGUCCCGCUGAUCGGAGAGGCGAGAUGGUGGGGGGGGGGUUGACAUGAAGACCGGGGCGAUUGUGACACCUCUGGACAAAAGUUUUGUAUCACCUAGAAUUUUAGGAAUACAAAAAAACAUAAGUUUAACUCUUUUUUUUUUAUUGAUCAUGCAAUCAAAAAAAAAGUCUUCCGGAAGCCAUGUUUGUAGUAUUUCAUGUUUAGAAAUUUGUCAAAUAAUUUUUUUCAUUUUUUGGAAAACUACAAAGCGUAAUGCAAUAUGUUAACGUCACAUUAUUCAGCAAGUUUCGUUCAACUGUAGGAAGCAAAAUUAGUUCAUCCUAUAGGGGGAUGCAAAACCUUUGGCCAGAGCUGUACAGGGGCUAUGGGAUCCGAGGGGCUGGACUGUCCAACCUCCUGGUUAAACGAGCCAGGCCAGUGCUUCCUGUUGCCUGUGCUUUUAUCUGUUUCAGUGUGGAGCGCAUUGACGCUAAAGUAAAGUUUUGUACGGGGUGAUGUUUGUACGAAUUUGGCUUUUUCAAAACCAACAAAUUCAGUGUUGCAUGGUCCUGGAAUUCCCAGUUUCUCUGCAAUGGAGUUUAUGCGAUUUCUGAGUAUUUUUAUUUGCUCUAGGUAAAAUGCUGUGUAAAAUAAAUAAAAUUAAAAAGC
This is a messenger RNA of Acipenser ruthenus (sterlet), 1759 nucleotides long. It is a transcript of the gene abt1, whose product is annotated as activator of basal transcription 1. Gene Ontology annotation, molecular function: RNA binding. The record is from RefSeq and is a predicted model, not a curated record. Lineage: Eukaryota; Metazoa; Chordata; Actinopteri; Acipenseriformes; Acipenseridae. The transcript is spliced from 4 exons. Gene Ontology annotation, biological process: endonucleolytic cleavage in ITS1 to separate SSU-rRNA from 5.8S rRNA and LSU-rRNA from tricistronic rRNA transcript (SSU-rRNA, 5.8S rRNA, LSU-rRNA); endonucleolytic cleavage in 5'-ETS of tricistronic rRNA transcript (SSU-rRNA, 5.8S rRNA, LSU-rRNA); endonucleolytic cleavage to generate mature 5'-end of SSU-rRNA from (SSU-rRNA, 5.8S rRNA, LSU-rRNA). Gene Ontology annotation, cellular component: nucleolus. The coding region runs from base 227 to 1105 and encodes 292 amino acids.